AUGACGACUAAUCUUAAACCAAACAAGGCAUUAAAGGUAAAGAAGGAGGCGGGAGAGAACGCCCCAGCACUGAGUGACGAUGAACUCGUGUCAAUGUCUGUACGGGAGCUAAACCAGCACCUACGUGGUCUCUCAAAAGAAGAUAUCAUCCGCCUAAAGCAGCGUAGGCGCACCCUAAAGAACCGUGGCUACGCUGCCAGCUGUCGAGUAAAGCGUGUCACUCAGAAAGAGGAAUUAGAGAGGCAGCGAGUCGAGUUACAGCAAGAAGUGGAUAAGUUGGCACGGGAGAACUCCAGUAUGAAGCUUGAGUUGGAUGCUCUACGUUCUAAGUACGAAGCCCUCCAGACCUUCGCCCGCACAGUUGCCAGGGGACCUAUUACCCCGACCAAGGUUGCCACCACCAGUGUCAUCACCAUUGUGAAGUCUGCUGACAUAUCAUCAGCAUCCAUACCAUUUUCUGCAGCAUCCUAG
Messenger RNA from Staurois parvus, 471 nucleotides. The record is from the annotation of a GenBank genome assembly. Lineage: Eukaryota; Metazoa; Chordata; Amphibia; Anura; Ranidae.